Lonchura striata (white-rumped munia) is the source of this 6714-nucleotide messenger RNA. It is a transcript of the gene DCP2, whose product is annotated as decapping mRNA 2. Gene Ontology annotation, biological process: deadenylation-dependent decapping of nuclear-transcribed mRNA; nuclear-transcribed mRNA catabolic process, nonsense-mediated decay. Gene Ontology annotation, cellular component: cytoplasm; P-body. Gene Ontology annotation, molecular function: RNA binding; 5'-(N(7)-methylguanosine 5'-triphospho)-[mRNA] hydrolase activity; manganese ion binding. Lineage: Eukaryota; Metazoa; Chordata; Aves; Passeriformes; Estrildidae. The record is from RefSeq and is a predicted model, not a curated record.
CCCCGCCGCUUCCCUGCGCCCCGGCCUCCGCCGCGUCGGGAUGAGCCGCGCUUCCCCAUGGAGACCAAACGGGCCGAGAUCCCCAGCAGCGUCCUGGACGACCUAUGCAGCCGAUUUAUUUUGCACAUUCCAAGUGAAGAGAGAGACAAUGCAAUCAGAGUGUGUUUUCAGAUUGAACUUGCCCAUUGGUUUUAUUUGGAUUUCUACAUGCAAAACACACCAGGAUUACCUCAGUGUGGGAUAAGAGACUUUGCUAAAGCUGUCUUCAAUCACUGCCCCUUUUUACUGCCUCAAGGUGAAGAUGUACAAAAGGUUUUAGAUGAGUGGAAAGAAUACAAAAUGGGAGUGCCGACCUAUGGUGCAAUUAUCCUUGAUGAGACACUUGAAAAUGUUCUUUUGGUUCAGGGCUAUUUAGCAAAAUCUGGUUGGGGAUUUCCAAAAGGGAAAGUAAAUAAAGAAGAGGCACCUCACGACUGUGCUGCUAGAGAGGUGUUUGAAGAAACUGGGUUUGACAUAAAAGAUUAUAUCUGCAAAGAGGAAUACAUUGAGCUGCGAAUCAAUGAUCAGUUAGCACGGCUGUAUAUCAUUCCUGGAGUUCCAAAGAACACAAAAUUCAACCCCAAAACUAGAAGGGAAAUUCGGAAUAUUGAGUGGUUUUCCAUCGACAAAUUACCAUGCCACAGAAAUGACAUGACCCCAAAGUCCAAGCUGGGUUUGGCACCUAACAAAUUUUUUAUGGCAAUUCCCUUCAUCAGGCCAUUGAGGGAAUGGAUUUCCCGAAGGAAUGGAGACUCCUCAGACAGUGACAAUGGUUUUUCAUCUGCAGGGAGUGCACCCUCUAAGUCCAACUUGGAAAAAGCUAGAUCCAAACUUCGCUGUAGUCAGCAGGUGCUUACAGAUGGCGUUUCAGGAGAGCACUUGGUGAAGCCAAAACAGCCACAGAAGCCAUCUAAUCAUCCUGAGGUGUCUGAAGUUUUGAAAAUAAAGCAGAGCCAGAACCUGAAGAACAAUGGCAGAAAGCAAAAUCAAGACACUUCCAGCCAAAAGAAGCGAACAAAUGGACUGCACAGUCAACCAGUUAAGCAAAACAAUACCUUGAAAUGUGAAAAAAGGCUUAAUCCAAGAAGACUUCAAGAUAACUUUGAAACAGCAGAAGCAGCCUAUGAGAUGUGUUGCUCCAGCGAAGACGCACUGCCAGAACACGUAGAUGGACAUUCUAUGGCAUGCAAUGGCCAUUACAAAUUUGUUUUUUCAUCAAGAGCUUUCUUGAGUUUCAAGUUUGACCAUGAUGCCAUAAUGAAAAGUUUUGACCUCUGACAGCAAACUUAUUAGAAGUAAGAAUCAGACUUGCCUGUUGCAAUUGAGGGGGUUUCUUAUCCAGCCUUACUCUUUCUCAGGAGUUUUUUAUUUUGUUUUGUUUGUUUGUUUUUAAAUGCAAUGCAGGGACUGACGGCUGGUUUGGAAGGGUUUGUUCUCUUUGCAGUAUGGGAGUGGCAUAGUCAAGUGUUGCACUUUAAAUGCAGUCUAGCCUUUGUCCACAAAAGUACCUUUCCAAUGUUCAGUUCACUUGUUCCUAGCUGUGCAUUAGAGGGCAUUCUUUUUACUUGUGUUUUAUUUUUUUGUGGUUUUAAAUUUUUUUUUAUUGUAACUUGCUGUGUUUUUUGUAGAAUGUCAUUGACUUUUUUUUUAACUGUUGGAGUAUACCAGCUUGCUAACCUUUUAACUGUUCUGAUGUAAAUUAUUGGACUUGUUUGUCAUUAUUUUGUAGAACAUUGCAAUAUUAUGCAGUGGCAAUGAACUAAUACUCAGAGGACACCUCUGUCCUAGUGAUUUUGAAACCAAGUUGCACAUUUCAAACCUAGUCUCAGCCUGUCAUCCUUUCUCUAUACUGAUUGUUUGCCACAGAUACCUUCCCUCUUUCACACUGAUAGUUUUUGUUGGCGGGCAAUCACUAGUACUUGAGUCAAAUCUAUAGCAUGUUGACUUUUUGUACCUACUCUUCCUUGGUCUUCAAUAAUGACACUCAAACUGGGUAAAAUUCAGCCCUUCUAAGUGUCUAACUUAGCUCAUGUGCACUGCCCACAGCUGCAUAAGCAGUUACAAAGCAGCUGCUUGUGAAAAAAAGAGAAGCUUAAACUUUUCUGUGAGAGGUAACUUAUGUAGAAUUUAUACUGAAUGUAAAUAAGCCACUGAACAGCUUAAUCAGGCUUCCAAUAACUAUUCCAAGGGUGUUCAGUAUUGUAUUCUGUGCUGUUGUCUUCAGAUCUCUUGUGUAGUGUAUCUGCUCUGUAUAUAUCAAGUAGUAUUGAAUUGCACUUGCAGUUAGCAUUUAAAUGAUCUAGCUUCAGUUAUUUUCAGCUACAGUGCUUUCUUAGGAAAAACAUGAAAGAUGGGGUGGGGAUGGAGAGGAGGAACAAAAAACCUGUAAGAUUUUUGUGAUGAGGGUGAUGAGUAUUACAUCACCUGCAAGUCAGUGGGUUUUGAGCAUCUGCGUUGCAGUGGAGAGAAAUGCACUGGAAUAAUUUGUCACAGCAGCUUGUAAUAGCAAGCAUGUCCCAGAUUUAAAAAUGGACUUUUCUCUAGAAUAGAGGUAAUUGAUAACUUGAUAGGUUGAAUGAACUACACCCUUGUAGUGUAUCUACAUGCACUGAGUUUUUAUGCAACUCAUAUAUGUCAUCCAAAACCAAAAUCCUGGUCUUCCUUCAACCACCCUACUUCAUAUACCCUACCUAGUGUUUUCUUCAGAAAUAGCUUUAGAACUUUCUCCUGGGUUAUUCACCUGCCUGGCACCGGGUGAUUUGGAACUCUAGUGCUGUAAUAAUUUUGGCCAUGGGAGUGUUCAACUUCUGUAUCAGUCAACAGGAGAAAUGGACUACAGCAUUUCCUCCUUCUGGAGGACAAGGGUUCUGAGGGCCUUGUUUUUCAAGACCAAAUUGUGAAAUAGCUCAAAUAGCUUUGACUCACUUUUCUUUUGUUUUUUCUUAAACGUAUCCAAAGGCCAUACAAUGACAAAGAAGAGUAAUUGAGAGGGUAGGAUUAUGCUGGAGGAGGUUACAUUAUUCAGCUUCAGGUGAAUACUAAUCUUUAGUUACUUCUUUGUGCUAUUUUAGUUGAUUUCCCAGCAAAAGUGCCUUUACUCAUGGUGAGGCAGAAGUUUGUAUCAUAUCCUGAGGCUGCUACUGCCUGUGGAGCUACUAGGACUCUCCUAAGGCAUAAUUAAAUAACAGGCUGUGGAAAUCCUUUUAUAAAUAAGUUGACUUUUCAGAUAAAUUAGUAAUAGAUAAUUUAGUGCUCUGUGAAAUAAUGGGGAUGUUGAUGAAACAGUGAACUUGGAGCAUCUGUUUGGGAAGUCCUGUCCCAGGCAAGAAAUCUUUAGAACAAUGGAAGCAUGUUCUAUGAAUAGGACGUGCUGGCUGCCCUCUGUUUACUGUGUAAUUUUUUUCUUCUUAGUGAAAGGUUGGUUCAGUAUGAGACAUUGGUUGCUUCAUUAAGCAACCCAAAGUGAAGCUUAUACAUAUGUCAUUCAUUCUAGUAAACCUAGCCUUAAUGUGAGUUGCAAAUAAAUGUGAUAAAUAUGCAAUAACUUACUUCUUUGUAUAAGGGUACCGUUUCCUGUAGUAGCAUUGCUUUCUGCUUUCUUAGUAAGGUUUGUCCUAAAACUAUAUAAAUGUGGUGGCAUGUGAUCUACUUGGUGGAUCCACUUGGCUCCAACAUGCCCUGCACCGUGAACAUUUUGUUUACUGUUGUUUAUGUUCUUAUUUCAACAUCCCUUUAGAAUUGUAUUUCUAAGUUUAGAAGUACUGUUUACAUUAUCCUCCAUAAAACAGUGAAGAAAUAUCAAGUGAGAUACAGGCUUCAGUUCUGUGAGUUUUUACUUUACAGGAGCUAGACACAGGGAAAUAUUAACUGUUUGCAUGUCUGACUCAAGAGCUGGUGUUGAGAUACUUGAAAAACAAACACUGUCAAUUUGAGAAUGCUGCCAUUUUAGGGGUUAUUCAGAUGAUGAAUGGUCAGUCAGUGUUCUUGGAAUCAACUUGCAGAGUAAACCAAUAUUUAGCAAAAAACCCUACAGCUGUGUGGUGCUAGGAAUCUGGUACUAGUGUGCUGUUUCUAGUACUACAUCAACUCCCUGCUUUAGCAUGAGGUUUUUAGCAUCUCUCCUCAGAAUGCUUCUAUUACUUUGACCUUGGACUGAAGAGUGGCUGGCCCAGUUAGUUAAGUGACUGAAGUGCUGCUGACUUCAGCUCCUUGAUGUACAUCAAUCAUCCAGCUUUUGAAAGUAACUGUGUCUUGCAUAGUUUGAAGCCUGGCAACAGUGGUUCUGGGAAGCAGAGGGGGAAAUAGCUUUAUUUAUUGCACAAUCAGAGUAUUAUUUUUUAACACAAUGUAAAUUCUUUAGACCAAACAUACAUAAAUUGUUUCUAAUGAAAUUUUGGGCCUAAUCACUGUUCCAGGCUUCUGUGCUGUGUUUCAACCUUGCUGAACUAAUUUGGUGAUUUGAGAACAAUACUUAGUAGGUGAUUUUCUUUCACCUACGUGUGAAAGAGAACUGUUACAGAUGUAACAGUUAUUUUUAAAAACAAGGCAGGCUUCGGGUCUGGCUACUUCUAAGGUACUUGCUCUCAGAUUGUAAUUUCAAAUAAGAAUACAGUUCAUCCAACCUUUACUUAAUGUGGUGAUUUGCUUUUGCACUUAGUUAUGGUGUGAAGAGCAGAGUCUACAUUAAGAAUCCAAACUCCAAUAUCCUGUGGUGCACGACAGCACUGCUGCUCCAGGGGUAACUGGCUGCCCAGUUGUGGGGUUAGUAGGCUGCUUAAUCCUCAGAUACUUGGGGUUUUAUACAAAUUCUGAGCAACAGGUUUCUUUUCCAGAGGUAAAGCCAGGUGCCUUCAUGUUUGAAGUUAGGAGGUUAUAUUCUAAACAUGUUAGGAAGCUCAUAGUUAUUGAUAAUUAGUAGAAUAGUCUCUCUUGUUGAUAUUGAUUUCUGUAAAUAAACCAAUUUUAAGUCUUGCACUGUAAAUGUUAAAUAAUCUGGUGCUUAUACACAACUUCAUAAUUUCAAAUUGUUUUUGUUAUUACAAUAUUUCAGCUUUUGAAACAACCAAAAUUAUUUAAGAUGUGGUAAAUUUAUACAAACUAACUGAAGGUGCUUUUACAGUAAACUAGACUUAGAAACUCUUCCAUUAUAGGUUUUUGUUCAUAUGCAUUUAUAGCAAUAGUGUAGUCAAGAAUGGAAGUAGGCUAAAUGCUAGUAUUUGCACUGUUCUUAAUCCCAUAUGUAAGCACUGAUAGAUGCAGUAGUAUUUGUGCUGUGUGUGCAUUUCACUUUUUCAUGUAGCUUGUGAACUUAAAAGGAAGUCAACAUUAAACAAUGACAUUGGCCGUAUUCAAGAUUGUACCAGAGGAACUAUUCCAGAUUGGUAGUAGUACAAUAAAACAAAAUACUUGGGGUUUGUCUUUCCAUUGAAAAUGUUAGGUUCAGCAAGACUUAACGUUUUGUGCAGAUUCAGCUUUACAGAAUAUAUUUAAAUUGUUCUCAGCUCUGGCUGCUUUUGGGAAGUCAAAUCUGUCUUCAAGUCCUCCUUCAAUACUUCCAGGAAAUAAAAAGCUUCCUUUUAAGUAAUUGUUAACAUUUCAGAAUGUUUAAAUUUGGAAAGGUCUCUAUGGAGAUUUUACUGAAAACAGAGUAUUUUGUAAUUUCUAAGCAUUUAUAUUGUUGAUCAGAAGAACUAGCUUCUAGUUUCCAGUAUGGGUUCAGUGCCUUUAAGAAAAUGAUUAUAGCUCAUAGAGCAUUAAUCAUUUUAAAAUAAGGCAUUCAUAGCUUUUUAAGAAAACAUCCUGCAAACACAGUUCUCUAUGACACAUUUCCAAUGGUGAGAAGAAUUUUGCAAAUUUUUUUAAGCAUGUUUGAUCAAAAUUACUAAACUAUGGGGAUGAAAUUUGUAUCUUACUGGUUGGGUACAUAAUUUUGUUAUGCAGAAAUGUAUGGAAAACCACAUGAUUAAGAGCUCUCAGCAAAUACUUCUCACGCCAGUACUUGCAACGGAACUUUAGAGUGUCUGCAUGGCACUGCGCUAUGUGGAAGUUUAACCUAACCCCUGAGGAGCAGUUUAGCUGGGUUUGCAAGGCACUUUUACCAUUAAAAAGCAAAACAGACCCCCCAGAAGAAGGUGUGGGGUUGUUAAUCCAGGCAGAAUGCUUGACUGGUGUUCAUGUUCCAGGACCCAGACUUGGGCAUUGCUUCCAACCGAUGACACUUCAGGGCAGCACUGCAUGCCUCACAGAAAACAGGAGCCAGUGCUUUGUGGUGUGGCUCAGGCAUGAAGGGUUAUGUCUUCCUCCUGUGUGUUAAAGCUCAAGAACUCGACCUGUUUUCCCCUGUGUAAGUGGCACAUCAGUGCUCACUCGAGUAGAAGGUUCGUACAGCUAAAGAGUUAAAAUCAUACAGAUUUUAUACAACUUCCGUUAUGGUCUUUGGAAGGAAGUUUGCAUUAGUCAGCUCUUCAGUUGUAUUAAGUAGAAUCUGUAACUACCUGUAACAUCUGCUGUACUGAUGAUUGUGAUUUUGUUUGUUAUAAAUUGAUUCAAAACUGAAGCACACCAUUAUAGGAGACUAUGACUAAGUUAACAUUUUCUUCUAUAUUGUUAUUUUUUCCUCUGUAAAAUUAAAUUACUUUAUAAAUAAACAUAUUGAAUACUGAAGUAUGACAAUAA